UGCUAUCUGCACAAAAGGGCUGGCGACUUUCCGAACAAUAUGAAGGAACAGGCAGUGCCAACCAAGGGAAAAUCGGAAGAAGUUAUACAAUCAGAUACAGAAAAUGGUGGAAACUCUCAUGCUGAAACUUUAUUCCAGCUGAGUUCGUUAGGCGAAUUACUCAGAGACAGCAUCGAAGCUGGAGAAUUAGUGACGAAAAGGAACUGGUGGAGUAAAAAGUCUAAAUCUCCACCACCAGAUCCCAGAGAAUUUGGCAUAGACGAUAACAUAGGAUCAUUUAUGUCAUGGAACAAAGACGACUUCCAGGACGAUCAAGAAAUGAACGAAAGAAAUAGGUUAAAUUCAAAAUUGCCACAUAUUCUACAAAAGCAAAAAAGGUUAGAAGAAUUUGACAAAGCCGAAAAAGUGAGAAUAGCUAAGCAAGAUAAGGCACUUGAUGAAAUUGACACUUUAUUAGCAAAGUUAGAAAAAGAAGAACAAAAGAAUGUAAAGAAAUCAUAUAUUACAAAGCAAAACAAGCCAAACACAAAGGAUGAUAUGUUGAAAUGGGACGAUGACCAAAACCGUACAAACCUUCAGAAACCAAUCACAUAUCAUGAUUCUUUAACGGACAGUUUAGAUAAACUUCUUGAAGAUAUAGAAGAGCAAAUAGAUGACAGAUUAUAAGAAUAGUUUUUUUUUCAAAUUGUUAAAUAAAAUUUUGUUACUUACAAGUUAUAA
Molecule: messenger RNA, 720 nt
Organism: Mytilus californianus (California mussel)
Lineage: Eukaryota; Metazoa; Mollusca; Bivalvia; Mytilida; Mytilidae
Exons: 5
Coding region: 40-666 (208 amino acids)
Source: RefSeq, a predicted model, not a curated record